AUGCAGCCCGGCCACGACAGCAUCAAGGUGUGCGUUCGGGUGCGACCUAUCAACGCCACCGAGAAGCGAAAUGGAGCCUCCGAGGCAGUGAGGUGCGCAGGCGAGCGAGGGGGCAGCCUGCAGUUGGUGCCUCGGGGCAGAAAGCCCGUCGUGCACUCCUUCGAUCACGUGCUGGCCCCGGCUUGCGGGCAGGAUCAGGUCUUCGAGCACCUCGGACAGCCUGUGGUGCAGAGCGUGGUGAACGGAUUCCACGGGUGCGUGUUCGCGUACGGGCAGACGGGCGCCGGCAAGAGCCACACCGUCUUCGGCGGAGGGAGCGGGGACCGGGGGCUGCUGCCCCGCAUCGCGGAGGGCCUGUUCUUGCAGCUGGCCCGCGAGACGCAGGACGAGCACAUGGUGCGGCUCUCGUACCUGGAGCUGUACAACGAGAAGGUCCGCGACCUGCUCCAGGCCGCGCCCUCGCAGGGCCGGGGCCUCCGAGAGCCCGCCUCGCUGGAGAUCCGGGAGCAUCCCCGGUUCGGCGUGUUCAUCGAGGGGCUCACCAAGAGCACCGUGCAGAGCGCGGCGGACGUGUCGCAGCUCCUGGACUUUGGGCACAAGAUCCGCGUGGUGGGCUGCACGAACAUGAACGCGGUCUCGUCGCGGUCCCACGCGGUGGUCACGCUGCACGUGGAGAGGAAGGUGGUCGGCACUGCCCAGGCGGCUCUUCGGCGGGCCCACCUGCACGCCGUGGACCUGGCGGGCUCCGAGAGGAUGAAGCAGCUCGGCAACAACGAGCAGAGGCAGAAGGAGAGCCAGCAGAUCAACAAGAGCCUGGCUGCCCUGAGCCACAUGAUCUCGUGCUUGGCAGCGCGGGAGCACAAGGGAGCGAAAAGCGAUACGCACAUCCCCUACCGCAACAGCAAGCUCACCUUCUUGUUGUCUGGGUCGUUGAUGGGCAAUUGCAGGACGGCCAUGUUGGCUUGCAUCUCCCCCAGCGCCGAUUGCCUAGAGAUGACGGAGUCGACGAUCCGCUUCGCAGAAUCCGUCAAGAAGCUGCACACCAAGCCGGUGCAGAACGAGGAGUUCGAGGCAGACCUCAUCCGCAUGUUGCAGGCUGAGAUCGAGACACUGAAGCAGCAGCUCCAGUCGACGGCAGCCUCAUCGGACGUGGGCAGAGACAUCCAGGAUCAGAUCCAGGCCACCCAGGGCAUCCAGCAGGAGUUCACGCGCUCCUGGGACGCAGAGCGGCGGCUGGCCGUGGAGGCGAACCGGCAGCGGCGCAUGACCCUCGGCAGCUGCUUAUCCGCCGCAUCCAAAGAAGGUGGUCCGGCCGCAGCGAGCCCCUACCUCGUCACCGUUUGCGACGACCCGCUGCUGUCAGGCAGGAUGCGGUACUGGCUGACACCUGGCAAGGUGCUGCUGAUCGGAAGCGACCCUGCCUGCGACAUCUGCAUAGACGGCAUGGGCACCCAACCCGAGACCUGCUCCGUGCGUUGCGUCGACAAUUGCACGCUGGAGGUGCACCGCUCCAGCCAGCAGCCGUCGCAGUCCCCCUUGUUGCCUACUGCUGGAGGGGAGCUGCCUAAGACGAUGAGCAUGCCGAACCGGCGCUCGGAGGCGGGGACGAGAUCGCUGGCCGAGGUCUCGGUGAACAUGGGACGCGUGGUGGGGCAAGCUCGCCUCGAGGAUGGGGACAGGCUGCGCGUGGGGCUUGCGCACUGCUUCCAGGUGGUGAUCCCAGAGGCACGGAAUCCCCACAGGGAGAAGGUCAUGUCCAUCGUCGACCAAAUCACGGUCGAGAACAGCACGCAGAGCCUGAUGGCCAAGGAGUACGUCUCCCACCUGCAGGACCGCAUCGGCGCCGAGAGGGCGGCGGGGGUGCUGCGGCGCCUGCAGGACCUGAAGAGACUGACGGACGAGGCCAACGAGACGACAGAGGAGAUGCGCGACGACAAGGACUUCGAGAUGGCUUUUGAGGUCCGCGUCCUCUACGACAUCACCGGGUCCGACAAGGAGAACGAGCUGGCCGUGGUGCUGCGGCGCACCGAGCUGCCCGACGACGUGACCCGCGCGGGGCCGCAGUGGGCCCAACCAGACUCCGGCUCCAACGCCCUCUGCGCCGUGUGGUCGGAGGCGGAGUUCCGCGCGCGCCUGGAGGCGCUCCGCGACCUGCGCCGGGAGGUGGACGCCCGGCCGGCGCCGUGGGGGGAGCCCGGCGACCCCGACCCGUGGAGCCUGGAGCUGCAGAUCCCGACCGUGGAGGGCCCCCAGGAGGCCGGCGAGCCGGGGCCCGCGCGGCGGGUGCGGCAGGCCGCCGCGCAGGCGGCGCGGGCCGAGGCGGAGGCGGCGGCGCUGCGGGAGGAGCUGGCGCGGGCCCGCGAGCGGCUGUCCGCGCAGGCGCUCGAGCUCGAGGCCCUGCGCGCGGCCGGCGCGCCCGCGGCGGUGGGGCCGGGCUCCCCGCGCGGCGCGCCCGCGCGGCGCUCCUUCGCGGCGCUCCCCGAGGCGGGGCGCGGCGGGCCCUCGCGGCUGGCGGCGCCCGCCGCGGCGCGCGCGCCCUUCGGCGCCUCCUCGCCGCGCGGCGCCGCCUCGCCGAGGGCGCCUGCGUCGCUGACCGCGGCCUCCGUGCGGCUGCUGUCGCCGCGCAGCCCGCAGGAGCCCGCGAGGAGCGGCCGGGCGCUCUCCGCCUCGUCCCGCGGCAGCCUGGGCAGCCCGCGCGGCGGCGCCUCCGUCGCCUCGCGCGGCGGCGGCUCCGUCACCUCGCUGCAGGCCAAGGGCGGCGCCAGGAGGCCCGCCCCGUCGGUGCAGAGCGGCCCGGCGGCCCGGGGCCACCUCUCGCCGGGCCACGCCGCGCCCUCCGCCACGCCGCGCGCGGCGGCGACGUCGCCGAGCCGGGGCGGCGCGGGCCGCGCCGGCAGCGCGGCGAGGGCGAGCAGUUCCAUCCGCAUCCGUCCGGGCGAGACGUUCGGGACUAAAAAGAUUUGGGCCAGGUCGGAGCAAAUGGGGUCGGAGGAUCGCGCUGCAUCGCCGAUGCAUCGCCGAUGCGGCUCGAUGUGGAGCCCGUGUUUCCCCACGCCGACGACGCCAAUGCAUCGCCGACGUCGCCGGUGCAUCGCCGAUGCAUCGCCGAGACAUCGGCGAUGUAUCGGCGAUACGGCGCGAUCCUCCACCCCCAUCUACCCCGACCCCAUCUAG
Prorocentrum cordatum is the source of this 3174-nucleotide messenger RNA. The record is from the annotation of a GenBank genome assembly. Lineage: Eukaryota; Dinophyceae; Prorocentrales; Prorocentraceae.